AUGCCUCUGAAUCGCUCACCAAUGCACCGACCAUUGGAUGGUCGGGCUCACCAACCCUUGCUUAAAGAUGAGAACCCAGGACGGAUGUCAAAUGCCAGCCUGGAUCAUGGCGAUGUAGAAGGCCGGCCUAUGCUGCACCAUUCCCGGCGCCCGACAAUGAGGAGUCGAAGUCCGGAGGAUCUUGCGAAGCAAGCAACUCGACGAAAAUAUGUCCUAGCAUCAGGGUUUUUGCUGUUGAGUUUAGCAAGUUUCGUGGUUCAGACCGAGACCGCUGUAUACAUUCAGCAUGAUUUGGGUUGGGACAAACCAUAUUGCAUGCUGUAUCUUACUCACGGUUCCUGGUUCCUUCUCUGGCCGAUUCAGCUCCUUCUCCUUCGGAUACAGAAACGGAAACUCUCCUGGGAGACUUUCUGGCGUCGUCAUGUUUAUCUGCUUCACACUACUGGUCAGAUGGUAGAAUCCCGAGAUCUACAUAUAACAUCCCGCGAUUCCCACCGUUCGCCGAUACCCUACCUACUCAAGACAACCGCAUUCGUGACAACUGCACUCACUGUGGCUGCUGGGUCUUGGUAUGUCGCCGUCAACAUGACAACUCCUAGUGAUUUGACAGCCAUUUACAACUGCUCCGCAUUUUUUGCCUACGCAUUUUCCAUUCCUCUUCUCAAAGAUAAAUUGCGGUUUGAUAAGGUGUUUUCUGUGGCUGUGGCCAUUGUAGGAGUUUUGGUCGUCGCAUAUGGAGAUCGAGAUGACGGCAAAGCUACGGACGGUGCGGAGGGAAAAGCAAAGCACGAAGCGCAGAACAGGCUGCUGGGGAAUAUCAUCAUCGGCGUCGGCAGUAUAUUAUACGGCUUGUAUGAGGUAUUGUAUAAGAGGUUUGCCUGUCCUCCAGAGGGGACCAGUGCUGGUCGUAGUAUGAUCUUUGCAAACACAUUUGGCAGCCUGAUUGGGACUUUCACUCUGCUUGUUUUGUGGAUUCCACUGCCCGUUCUUCAUUAUCUCGGUUGGGAGACAUUUCGCUGGCCUACAGGAGAAGCUGCCUGGUUGCUAGCCGUGUCGGUCCUCGCGAGUGCUGUAUUCUGCGGAUCCUUCCUGAUCCUUAUCUCCCUGACUUCGCCUGUCCUAUCCUCCGUGGCUGCGCUGCUUACUAUUUUCCUUGUUGCAUUCAUCGACUGGUUCCGAACAGGUCAGCCGCUAUCAGCCGCAUCCAUUAUCGGUGGCAUCCUGAUCAUCCUGGCAUUCUUCCUCCUGAGCUGGAGCACAUACCGGGAAAUGAACGAAGAACGAAAGAAGAACAUCGACGAAGACGAUGUCGAGUCCGAAAGUGACGAAUAG
Molecule: messenger RNA, 1332 nt
Organism: Aspergillus ochraceoroseus IBT 24754
Lineage: Eukaryota; Fungi; Ascomycota; Eurotiomycetes; Eurotiales; Aspergillaceae
Product: DMT family transporter
Exons: 3
Coding region: 1-1332 (443 amino acids)
Cellular component (GO): membrane
Source: RefSeq, a predicted model, not a curated record